CACACGCGCAUGAGUGCGCUCCCACCACGCCAACGUGCCCUACAGCAUGCUUCGUCGGCGUUUGACGACAAGCUCACUUCGCUCGACUCUCUGUUACUCCAGCGGACUGGUCGCCUUGGCGAGGCAAAGGCUUCUCGCACAAAGGCCACGCCGUCGGUGACAACGCUGAGCUCGACGCGGGCAAACGCCGCAAGCUCUUCACCGGCCCGCAAGGUCUCAGCCACCGCAUCACGAUGGUCAAGCCGUCCCAGUCCGGCCUUUUCUCCCGAUGCCGCUGGUGGCCCGCGCGCCAACGCCUCGUCUGUCUCGUCGCGCCUGUACCGGCGCAAUGAGCUGGUAGCCAAGCUGGCCGUUGUCCGCGCCGAAGCGCAUGCAAUGAUGCAAGUUGAUGUGGCCGGCAAGCUGCAUAAGCUUCGCCAUGACGAGCAGUUUCGUCGCUCGUUUAUCGACUCUGUCAAGGCUCAGCGCCGCGCCGCAGGCUCGCCGCCGCGAUCGCGCCGGCCCCGCCGGCUGGCUCCACUGCAUGGCAAAGACGACACUGUGUCCCGCCCAGCCACUCCGCCGGCUACCAAGAUCUCGUACAAGGCCUCGCAAGAACUGGCGAGUAGCACUCAGCUGAGUGACUUGACCGACUCCCCUCUGCCUCCUGCAAGCUGAGAUGGCUUGUCGCCUCCUUGUGCGUUCACUCGUCGCCGCCGCUGCCGCUACCUGAGCCCUCG
Thecamonas trahens ATCC 50062 is the source of this 719-nucleotide messenger RNA. RefSeq lists its product as uncharacterized. The record is from RefSeq and is a predicted model, not a curated record. The transcript has a single exon. The annotation marks the transcript as partial. Lineage: Eukaryota; Apusomonadida; Apusomonadidae.